GGAAGUAGAUGCGGUAUUUAUACAUUGGAGCUUCAGCUGUGUUAUUGUGCAAUGAAUAUUGUAAACAACAGACAAACGUUAACCGCAGCAGCAGAGUUGUUUCUGUAGUGUAGAGAAAAAUCGGAAAUUCGAGAUCAUCUCAACAGUAACUUGUUACAAGCAGAACAUUUAUAUGAUUUCUCUCAUAUUAUCGGUAGUGAAACUAUAGAACAUUUUGUCGGGAUCAUUUCUGUGUGUGACCUACGAGUGCGACAGGGCAUUUUUCUGUUGGAAAAAAGGAGCCAAGCGCAACUUCACAAGAUGAAGUGGGAGUUCAAAGAGGAACAUUCGGAAGACCACAGGACAUCAGAGUCCUCCAAGAUCCGAUUCAAGUAUCCAGAAAGGAUUCCCGUCAUCGUCCAGAAAGCGCCAAAGUCCCAGAUCCCUGACAUUGACAAAAGGAAAUUCCUGAUUCCUGCCGACAUCACAGUGGCCCAGUUUAUGUGGAUAAUCAGAAAGAGGAUACAGCUGCCUGCUGAAAAGGCCAUCUUUUUAUUUGUUGGCAAAGUACUCCCACAGUCAAGUGCUACUAUGGGCCAGAUCUACCAGGAGCACAGGGAUUCGGAUGGAUUCCUCUACGUUGCCUACAGCGGGGAGAACACCUUUGGAGCUCCCUUACUAUGAGGAGCCAGGAUGGAUCCCUCUCUUGCCAUGUCCAGGGGACCCCCUUCUCCUUGCAUGGAGAACCACAUUGACUUCUCCUUGCAUGGAGAACCAAAAUGACUGAAACUGGAGAUUUGAGAACUUCUCGUUAGACUCUGAAAGAAGAGCAAGCUGUGGCAGCAAAAGCUGUGGAAAUCGCUACCCAUGUGGGGACAUUACCAGACCCAAUCACUCUUAAGUUCGGAGAACAGUACCAUGAAGAAAUUUUACAUCGAUAUGAUUUCCUUGAUGAUUUUACUUCACACUCAUAUGGGAAAUGCUUCUACUUUUUUCUUUUUAUUUCCUGAGCAAAAUAUUUUAUUUUUUCUAUUUGAAAGGCAGUGAGCUCUGAAUUACCACUUGUAUGUAGUGUGUUGCUUCAUACCUUUUGGAGUUUGGUAUGUUGUGAGGAAAAGUAUAUUUAAGGCUAAGUUCUAUUAUGAUGAUCAUGAUGAACUCUGGUAAUCUAUACAUGUAUACAUGUGCACCAGAAAAAAUAUACAAUGUGUGUAAAUUGAUCUCACCAAUUGAGGGAUCUGUUCAAGUGUUUUUUUUCCUCCGAACUCCAAAUUGAUAGUUUAGAAAAAAAUGUUUUAAUCAUUAUUUCCAAUUUUUCAGGAGUUCCGGUGUCGUAACCUUACUGUAUUUUUAAUGCUUUAUUGCAUUUUGAAUUAUAUAGUACUGUACAUGUAAACACAAACAUAUUGACCUGGAAGUAAUGUUGAAACCAUGUUUUUCGCACCGAAUGUGAUUCCACCUGAGGCAUUGUUUGGGGGGUCAUCCAUCCGUCCUUCCCUCCCUGCGUCUGUCCAUCCAUCCCGUUUUCAUUCUCGUGAUAACUAAAGAACUGCUUGAGGGUUAAGCUUCAUUGUUGGUUCAUUCGGGUGUACCGAAUGGAUAAUGAUCUGUUCAAAUUUUGAGGUCAGAGGUCAUUAUAUACAUUUUACCUGAAAAUAUCUUGAUCUUGUAACAACUUGGAGAACCGUUUUAGGGUUCGAAUUCAAACUUUGCUCAUGUACUUUUUGUAUGUGAUUGAGGAUGGUUUGAUUAGAUUUUGAGGUCAAAGUUCACAGAGGUCAUUAUUUCAAAUUGGGGGUGAUAGGUGUGUGAUAUAUACUCGAUCUGCGAAUGGCCGAGGCAUAAAUUUUGACUGCAGAUGAAAAUCCAUCUAGUUUUCACUUUAAUUAAUACAUUGAAUACACCAAAAUAUCAUCCUAUAAUCAAUGCACUCAUACAUGUAGGCUAGUAUGUCAUAGGGGGCUAAUUUAUGGUUACUCUGUAUAUUUGACCAGCCACAACAAUAAGUCACCAAAAUGAAUUUUGAGAUUUUCAUUGAGCCUUGGAAAAGUAAAAAUUGAUCAACAAUAACCAUCACGAAAAAUAAGAAGACAAGGUUUGAAGUAUGGGGUUCAUUCCAAGCAGUCCUCAAAGAAAAUAGUGCCAAAGAAACUCCUGUAUAACUUUCACAUUUUGAAGACCAAAUCACCAUUUUGGCCAUUUUACCGAGAACAAGCAGUGGUGACUUAUCGUUAGUGAAGGGCCAUCACGGCGGAACUCUGGAAUCGGAGCUCUGUUUUGAAGUCCUGGGCAAUCUCCAGUGUGGGGGUGGGUGGUCACUUACUGUAUGUGUUGGGUCCAUUGUUUAUAGUUUUUAGAAACAAAAGUGUAGACUCAUUAUUCAAAAUCUUUUGUUCAUUAAUACAGUGGCGGAUCAAGGGGGAUGGGCACAUCCAGCCAAUGCCCCCCCCCCCCUUUGAGAGUCAUAGUCCAUAUUUUUAACGUAAAUAUGUUGUUGAAUACAAUACACAAGUGUGCCCCCCCCCCUUUGAGAGUCACAGCAAAUAUUUGUAAUGGGAAUAUGAAUAUGUCCUUCAUACACAAAUGAGGACCUUUUUUGCUUGUAAAAUUUCCAAGGAAAAAAAAAUGUGCCCCUUCCCCCUUUUAAGAAAAUCCUGGAUCUGCCCCAUUCAUUAAUACUAGAGUAACAAGCAUGAAUUCUUAGUGCAGUGGGACAAAAGUAUAUAGUCAUUAUUGAAUCCUUUCUCUAUAUAUGGACUUGAUUAUUUUUAAAUUAAUGCAUGAAAUCUACAUGGUUUGAGACUAAUAAUUUAAACCCAUAGUUGCAUCUCAGCUAUUAUGUAUAGUGUAUAUUUUAUCCAACUAUAACUGUGUGUAGUGCAAUACAUGAUUAACCAAUUAUUGUAUGUCAUUUAUGAAACAUAGAGGCCAACAGAAUCAAUUUACUAUUCUGUUUUCUGACUUUGAAAUAGAAUAUUGAGCCAAAACUGAUUCUAAUUUUGUUAGUUUAAACGGUUGUUUUUUCAAUAAUUUGUAUAUGGGGGGAAAUGUAAAAUCAAGCAUUUGAAAAAAAUCUCUCUUUUUUUCAGUUCAUUGUUUUCUAAAAAUGUAUUUUUUCUCUAUUUUUUCUCUGUAAAAAGGAAAUCCAACAGCUUUUUAAAAAACUUGUUUGUUUGUGUUAAAUUUUAAUCAUGUGCCAUGCCAAUUUCAUAUUUUCUGACAAUCCAGUACAACUCAUCAAGCUAAACUUGUUAUAAAACAUUUAGGUUGUAAGUGGAUCAGACGAUCUGGAGAAGAUAUUGCCAAACUGUAUGUUAUGUAUAAGUUAUUAAAUCGUUAUCCCUUAAAUACUAUAUUCCCUUGGUAACAGACAUGUAAGACAGAAAAAAUACAAUAUUUUGUACAGGUUAUUAUUUUUUAAUAACAUUAUCAGGUGCUUUUUUUUUAUUCUCAAAAUUAAUUUUAGUUCAAAGAUUUAGGUUGAAUGCAACAAGUACAGACAAAUUAAUUGUAUUAAAGUACAAGGCAUUCUGUAAAAACUGAAAUUCCCCGAAAUCGGAUUUGACAUCUUUGGAAAACAGACAAGGUUUGAUUGUUCAUCCAAAGAUCCAAUAUAGAUUGCUCGAUGUGUGGUCAGCUAAUAUUCAUCAGUAUAGCCAGUCAAAACCUAGAGGCUGCAGCUUUUGAUGAUGUUUCGCAUAUCAUGUGAUACGUCGGCAUUAGUGUGAUACCGAAGACUAUGAAAACUCUAGUCUAGUCUGCAAGCACAGGUUCAAAUUUGACACUUUGAACAAAACCAAGUCUAAUGGGGCGUUGCAAGAAAGUUAUGUUGCAAUUGAUUGCAAAUCGACUGCAACUUUGCAGCCGAUUCCGAUCGACUGCAACUAGCAAUCAAUCGCCAAUUUGCGUUGCAAGAAAACGGCUUGCGAUUGAACGCAAGUUGCAGCUGAUUUGCAGACGAUUUGCAGGUGUAAACAGGGUCUGCAGCACAAGACUAGCCGAAAAAGCAAAAUAUUGGCAUGCAACAAUCUUGAACCUGGAAGAGA
Molecule: messenger RNA, 4025 nt
Organism: Lytechinus pictus (painted urchin)
Lineage: Eukaryota; Metazoa; Echinodermata; Echinoidea; Temnopleuroida; Toxopneustidae
Product: gamma-aminobutyric acid receptor-associated protein-like 2
Exons: 3
Coding region: 301-663 (120 amino acids)
Biological process (GO): autophagosome assembly; autophagy of mitochondrion; macroautophagy
Cellular component (GO): cytosol; autophagosome; autophagosome membrane
Molecular function (GO): ubiquitin protein ligase binding
Source: RefSeq, a predicted model, not a curated record